CGCCGUCACGUGGCGGCCGCGCGUUCCGGAGCCGGACGGUUGAAGAAAACAAAUUUUUUUUAAAAAAAAUACUCGAUGUUCGAAACGAGCGGCGCUGGGCUCGGGACGCCAUCUUGAAACCCUUCGCAAACAAGGCGCUUAAAGGAAGGAAAGCCGCCGCCGCUCGUCCGACCGCAAGCAUGUUGUACUUGGAGGAUUACUUGGAGAUGAUCGAGCAGCUUCCCAUGGAUCUCCGCGAUAGGUUCACGGAAAUGAGGGAGAUGGACCUGCAAGUGCAGAAUGCAAUGGACCAGUUAGAACAAAGGGUGAAUGAGUUUUUUGUGAAUGCAAAAAAGAAUAAGCCAGAAUGGAGAGAUGAACAAAUGGAAGCAAUUAAAAAGGAUUAUUAUAAAGCUUUGGAAGAUGCGGAUGAAAAAGUCCAGUUAGCCAACCAAAUUUAUGAUUUGGUGGAUAGACAUUUACGAAAGUUGGACCAAGAGCUUGCCAAAUUUAAAAUGGAGCUUGAAGCAGAUAAUGCUGGAAUUACAGAAAUACUGGAAAGAAGGUCUUUGGAGUUGGACAACCCACCUCAGCCAGUUAAUAAUCAUCAUGCUCACUCGCAUACUCCAUUAGAAAAACGGAAGUAUAACCCAUCCUCUCACCAUGCCUCAGACCAUGUACCUGAGAAGAAAUUCAAAUCAGAAGCUCUUUUAUCUACACUUACAUCAGAUGCUUCAAAAGAAAAUACACCCGGGUGUCGUAACAACAAUGUAACGUCUGCUUCGAACAAUGUCUACAAUGCAAAUUCAUCACAGCCACUCAGCUCAUACAAUCUGACCUCGUUAUCUCCAGGAGCUGGACCGGGAGCUGUCGCUAUAACAAUGGCAGCAGCUCAGGCUGUUCAAGCAACUGCACAGAUGAAGGAAGGGCGGAGAACAUCUACUAUAAAGGCCACUUACGAAGCAUUCAAGAAUAAUGACUUCCAGCUUGCACGCGAAUUCUCUAUCUCUAGAGAAUCGACAGGAUAUUCAUCAACAUUAGCCUCUACGCUGACACAGACGUUGUCAACAUCAACCACAGAUUCACGUAGUGGACGAAAAAACAAAAGCAACAAGUCUUCAAAUCAUCAGUCUUCAUCAUCAUCCUCAUCAUCAUCUUCCUCUUCGUCAUCGGCAGUAACACAAGAGAUUCCUCAGCAGACCCCAGCUCUACCAGAGUCUGAUUCUAACAGUCAAGUGGAUUGGACGUAUGACCCAAAUGAACCUCGCUAUUGUAUCUGCAAUCAGGUAUCCUAUGGUGAAAUGGUCGGUUGUGAUAAUCAAGAUUGCCCCAUUGAGUGGUUCCACUAUGGGUGUGUUGGACUAACAGAAGCCCCGAAAGGAAAAUGGUACUGCCCACAAUGCACAGCAGCAAUGAAGAGACGAGGGAGUCGCCACAAAUGAAAUGAGAAGCAGAGGACUUGAUUUGACUGGUGCUUUAUCAGAACUUCAAACUAGAAUCUAAAUAUAACAUUGAAUGAGAGCAACAAACAACUGCAGUACCUGAUAUCUUUGCAGUAUUCUUGUAGAUGUUCCUAAUUCAGAAUGUAAAGCUUGUUGAUACAGAAGUUCAUUUAAUCUUUUUUGUGUAAAACAUCAGGUGGCUAACAUUACUCCUUUAAACAAUUGUAACGAGCNAAAAAAGUCCCAAACUAUAGUCUGUUUUAAAUAUGUGUUACUUUUCCAUUUAAUUAUUACUUCUGUGAAACGUUUCAGCUGGCUGAAGUAAAAUGCAAUAUGGGCAAUAAAAUCUUGUAGAGCUGGUGUAAACUGGCACAUGGUAGUGGUCUGAUAUAUGAGUAAACAUUACUAUAUCAUAUGAAUGCCAGUUUGUGCCAUUAGUGUUAAAUGUUUAUUUGUCUGUUCUGAACCUUUGGUACAGCACAUUUGAUAUAAAGGAUGUAAAAA
Molecule: messenger RNA, 1925 nt
Organism: Callorhinchus milii (elephant shark)
Lineage: Eukaryota; Metazoa; Chordata; Chondrichthyes; Chimaeriformes; Callorhinchidae
Gene: ing3
Product: inhibitor of growth family, member 3
Exons: 12
Coding region: 180-1421 (413 amino acids)
Biological process (GO): regulation of DNA-templated transcription
Cellular component (GO): NuA4 histone acetyltransferase complex
Source: RefSeq, a predicted model, not a curated record